AUGAAGUUCUUAAGCUGGAUGCAAAAUAAGUUCAAUGGUGGACAAGGGAACAAAAUACCUAAUGGAGUUCAAACCAAAAGUUUAACUAUUGUAGAUCGGACAAAUCAAGAACCUCGCAACGAAGAAUUCAACGGUUGGCCUGAUUCAUUAUUAGCCAUUGGAACUUUUGGUACCACCAGCACUUCUCUAAAUGCAAAAUCAGAGACCACCCAACACGUACAAAAUCAUGAUCAUGAAAAUGAAAUCUCAGAGGAAAAUUACAAUGAGCAAAGUUCCUCUCCAGAUUUAGCAGAAUUCACCCCUGAAGAAGUUGGCAAAUUACAAAAAGAAUUAACAAAGCUAUUAUCAAAAAAGCCUGCAGCUAAUAAAUUAGUUGCUGAAGACAGAAAGGAUGGUGAUCUCCCAUUGGACAGAUUCCUUAAUUGUCCUUCAAGUUUGGAAGUUGAUCGUAGGACUUCCAGCAGAUUUAGUUGUACCAAUUCGGAGAUUUAUGAAAAUCUGGAUGAGGAAGAAAUUGAUAGGACUAUUAGAGCAAUUAUUGGGAGAUGCAAGGACCAUGUUUGCAAGACAAAUAAAAAGAAAGUAAAUGGCAUGAAAUCAGUUUCGUUUCUUCUCAAGAAAAUGUUUGUUUGCUCAAGUGGUUUUGCUCCUACUCCUAGUUUACGAGACACAUUUCCCGAAUCAAGAAUGGAGAAGCUUUUAAGGACUAUACUUUCAAAGAAAAUAAACCCACAAAAUGCCGGUCGAGUAUCAACAAAGAGAUAUUUAGAGGACCGAUGUGCACCAAAGGAAGAGGAAGAGGAAAAGAAACGGGAGAAAACCUGUCAUGGAUCUAAGUGGGUCAAGACUGAUUCUGAUUGUGAGUAUAAUUUAAUUUGUAGUAGUAAGUUUUUAAUUAAAACAAGCAUUUUAAUUUUGUUAGCUUAAUCACUAGUACUUAACAAGUGCUUAUUCUUAUUUUGCAGUUAUUGUUCUGGAAAUUUGACAAACCUCCCUGCGCAAAUGGGAUGUUCAAAGAAUAAUCUCUCUUUUUUUUAGUUUUAUUUUUAUUUUUGACAGGAUACUUCUUCUUUUUCUUAUUUUUUUCAUGGUUGUAUUUAUCCACCGAUAGAUUCAACACAUGUUGUGUAAUGUCACAGAAGAAUCUUCCAUAUUGUACUCUUUUUUUUUGCUUUUAUCUUUUUCAGAUGUCUAGUUAAAAAGAAUAAUCUUUUUCUAGUCUUUUUAUUUUUGGUUUUACCCAUUGUUUCAAGUGAUUAGUACUAACUAUCCCAUACUUCCUAAGUAUAAUUAUAUAUGAGAG
Molecule: messenger RNA, 1303 nt
Organism: Lycium barbarum (goji berry)
Lineage: Eukaryota; Viridiplantae; Streptophyta; Magnoliopsida; Solanales; Solanaceae
Product: protein DEEPER ROOTING 1-like
Exons: 4
Coding region: 1-927 (308 amino acids)
Biological process (GO): gravitropism; regulation of growth
Source: RefSeq, a predicted model, not a curated record